This is a messenger RNA of Pieris macdunnoughi, 327 nucleotides long. The record is from the annotation of a GenBank genome assembly. Lineage: Eukaryota; Metazoa; Arthropoda; Insecta; Lepidoptera; Pieridae.
AUGGGCCAGUUACUAGUGAAUUGUCUCUUAUACGCUGAACUGCAGGAGCCGGUGACAAUUUUGAAAAACACUUUGACUGUUAAGAGGAUGAAAGAACAUAAGAAAAAAUCUAAGAUAAGAGAAACUGUAGAACAAAUGGACAAGUUCGUGUACCUACUCAGCUGUAUGUUUACUCCGGAUGAAAAGUAUGACGACGAUAUAGAAAGACGAGUGAACGCUGGGAAUAUAGUAAACGGUGCGUUGCAUUCCUUUAUGUGUAGCCAAAAAAUCUCAAACGAGGCUCAACUGGUCGUACAUAGGGGAGUGCUUAUCUCGACGUUAACAUAA